Molecule: messenger RNA, 813 nt
Organism: Striga hermonthica
Lineage: Eukaryota; Viridiplantae; Streptophyta; Magnoliopsida; Lamiales; Orobanchaceae
Source: the annotation of a GenBank genome assembly
AUGGCUGCUGAGAAGGUGACUACAAUGGUCCUAAAGGUUGAUCUCCAAUGUCCCAUGUGUUACAAAGACACCAAGAAAGCUCUCUGCAAAUUUCCCCAAGUUAGAGACCAAAUCUAUGACGAGAAGGCCAACACGGUUACGAUCAAAGUCUUGUGCUGCAGCCCGGAAAAAAUCCGGGACAAAUUGUGUUGCAAAGGGGGCAAGGCCAUCAAGAGCAUCACAAUCGUCGAGUCGGGCAAGCCCAAGGAAGCGGCCGACGAGCCCAAAGAAAACGAGAAGCCCAAUAAGCCCGUAAAGCCCAAGGUAGUUAUAGUCGAGCCGCCCAAGCAUGCCGGAAAGCCCAAGAACGGCGAUAAGCCCAAGAAUGGUGAUAAGCCCAAAGAUGCUGGAAAGCCCAAGAACGGUGAUAAGCCCAAAGAUGCCGGAAAGCCCAAAGAGACGGAGAAGCCCAAGCCCAACGGUAAACCCGACAAGCCCAAACAAGUUGAUGGAGGGUCUCCGGCCGAAAAGCCGACCGAUAAGCCCGGGCCCAUCAUGACCCCAUUUCCGGUAGUGCAGAUGCGAGGGUCCGAGCCGGCUCCGGUGCAGGGGGUCCCGUCGGUUUUCCCCUACAUUGGGCCGAGCUACGCGGGCCCAUACGGAUUUACCGGCCCAGCCAAACCGAUAUACCACGAAGGGUUUUACGAUUACGGGCAUAUGAAGGGCUACGAGUGCGGGUACGGGUAUGGGUAUGGGUCGGGUCGGGCCACCAAUGGGAACCGAUGUGAGAGUGAAUAUUGCGAUGAAGACAAUCAGCUUUGCGCCAUCAUGUGA